AUGGCAGACGGUAUACAGGCUUCGCAGCGGUGGACGAAGAAACUCAUACUAGCUUCAUUCGCUGUUUUCCUUGUCAUCGUUCCCCUAAGCUAUCACCAUGCCAUUCCCAUCCAGCGAUAUCGCGACUACGUAACGGGUGAUACCGUAGUAGAACUAAAAACAAACAACAACCCGCCGCAAACUCAAUAUUUUAAGUUCGAACCAGAAUGGGAUUGGGACGCACCCAACUACGCAAGUAGUCUGAAUGGAUUCAAGCGCGAACCGAAACCCGAAAACGUCAUUGUCUUGACCGCAAGCGAUGGAGGCGGCCACAACAGCGAGAUCCCCAACUUACUAGAGCGGGUGCUAGAGAACCGGGAAGAAUACUGUGCUCGACACGGCUACACCAGCCUCUGGCUAAACGCAAGUCGCUACGAUAUUGGAGAUUUCCACCGGGUACGUCAACUCCCCCAGCGCUCAUCCAAGCCCCUCAAAUGUCUAACAACCGAUGUAGGUAUGGGCCAAAAUCCCCGCCUUAGCAGAAGCCUUCUACCUCUAUCCCAAGCCGAAUGGAUCUGGCUCAUGGAUGCCGACAUGAUCAUCAUGACCCCCUCCAUUCCCCUCAUCUCCAGCAUCCUCAGCCCCUCCGCCAUCGAAAAAGGCAUAAUGUGCAGCACUAUGCUUCUCAACGGGGAAAACCCCCCAACGAACAUCUACACGCCAACCCACUACCGCGUCGAAGAUGCCCACCAGUUUGUCAAUGCGGGAUCCAUGUUUUUCCGGCGCUCAGCGUUCACGCGGUUCUUUCUAGAGAUGAUGACGGAUCGCACGAUGUUGAUGUGGAAGGAACAUGAACUCGCCGAGCAGAAUGCGAUUAAGCAUUUAAUGUUCGAGCAUGAGUUGGUAAGGAAGCAUGUGGGUGUUUUUCCGCAGCGCAGGUUUAAUGCGUAUGCGGAUGGGGAGCCACAGAUGCUGUGGGGUGAAGGGGGUUUGGCGGUGCAUUUUGCGGGGUGUUGGGUUGAUCAUCAUUGUAAGGAGUGGUUUGAGGAGUAUUGGGCGAAGAGAGGGAGAGAUGGAGCAGAAAGGUGAGGAUGGGACGGACUGAGGGGGUAAAUCGGCCUCGACUUGGGAUUUUGAUUGGGAGCAGGGUUGGUAUGUUAUGAGAAGGUAUGAACUGCGUUGAAUCAGAGUGCAUGCGAUACCGUGAUGGAAAUCAUGG
Bipolaris sorokiniana ND90Pr is the source of this 1198-nucleotide messenger RNA. Its product is annotated as glycosyltransferase family 34 protein. The transcript is spliced from 3 exons. Bases 1 to 1068 code for a protein of 355 amino acids. Gene Ontology annotation, molecular function: glycosyltransferase activity. Lineage: Eukaryota; Fungi; Ascomycota; Dothideomycetes; Pleosporales; Pleosporaceae. Gene Ontology annotation, biological process: protein N-linked glycosylation. The record is from RefSeq and is a predicted model, not a curated record. Gene Ontology annotation, cellular component: Golgi membrane.